Molecule: messenger RNA, 1149 nt
Organism: Closterium sp. NIES-65
Lineage: Eukaryota; Viridiplantae; Streptophyta; Zygnematophyceae; Desmidiales; Closteriaceae
Source: the annotation of a GenBank genome assembly
AUGUGGAGCUCAAAUUCACAGGCAGACCUAGCGUUCUUCUGUCCGCAGCAUCAUCACCAGCACCACCAACACGGCUCCCUCUCCUCGGUUCGCAUCCUCGGUCUGCUAACAGACGCCUACUUACUCCCUGCUCUCUACCACGCGCCACACUUGCAAGCUGAGUUGGAGCUUUUAUUCCCCGACCGCCUGCCUUUGAUGCACGUGGGGCGCUACCUGCUGCACCCCGCCAACUACCUCUGGGAGGAAAUCACCCGCGCCUUCCGAGCCUACCUCGCCCCGCACCAACACAGGGUCGGGAUCCAGAUUCGUGAGUUUCAGAAGUACGUGCCAGCUGAUGAUGUGCUGCAGAGAGUGGUGGAUUGCAUGGUGAACGUGACUAAAGUGGUGGGCCCCAUAUUGUCACACGAGGACUGGGAGAAGCUGACGAAGCAGGCACCUCCCAGCAACGCCUCCCUCCUGAGCCAAGUACUGGGAGAGCAGGAGCUGGUUCAGGGGCAAGGGCAGCCGCAAGGGGAGAAGGACGAGAAGGAAAACGGGGAGCAUGUGAAAUCAGAGGAUGGCGACAAGAAGGAAGGCGAGAAGGGAGGCGAGAAUAAAGUUGAAGAGGGGAUGCAGAUGUUGGGAAGAGGGGAUGGGGGUGGUGGAGGGGCGGAGGUGGAGAGAUUAGGUGGUGGGGAGGUGAGGAGGAAGGGGGGGAGUGUGGGGGUGUUUGUGGCGUCGCUGCGGGCAGCGUAUGGGGAGAUGCUGAGGGAGAUGAGCACAGAGGGGCGGCCAGAGGGCGGGCAGGAGAUUGCUGUUAGCAUGGUUGAGGAUUUGUUCGUCUUUUUCACCUGCCCCACCCCCCUUCCCAUCCCCUCGCUGAGCCACGAGGGAGCACAGCAGCUGAGGGAGAAGAAACAGGCGGAGAGGGCGCUGAGGGAGAUGUGGCUGCUCUCCAUGUGUGACACACUUCUGAUCACGGACACAUCCACAUUCGGCUACAUAGCAGCAGGCCUGGCGGGCGUUCGCCCCUACUCUCUCAACAUCGUCGCUCGCUACCACAGCGACUGGCGCAAGAACAACCGAACCUCCUGCUCCCGAACCUCCCCCGAGCCUUGCUACUUGUCAAUAUUCGACGUCAAGUCGAGGCAUAUUCAGGUGAGGAUCUAG